AUGGAGACCUGCUAUCUUCCUCUCGACGAGCAAAUUGCUUAUCUAAAGACAACGCUCAAGCAAAACAAAACACUAGUCACUGUACUAAACCGGGCUGCGUCGAUGAACCUUCCAGGCUGGUAUCUCGCUGCUGGAGCACUGACACAAACGGUCUGGAACGUGGUGACGGGCCAUGAUCCUGAAAGAGGCAUCCACGACUACGACUUAAUCUACUUCGACAGCUCGGAUCUGUCAUGGGAGGCCGAAGACGUGGUGAUCAAGGCCGGCGCGCAGCUCUUCGCCGACAUACCGGUCGAGGUCGAGAUUCGCAAUCAGGCCCGGGUGCACCUCUGGUACGAGAAGAAGUUCGGCGUGCCGUGCCCACAGCCCAAGUCCUCGGAGGCGGCAAUUGAUGUUUGGGGGACAAAUGCAGCAUUGCUGGCCGUUCGUCUUUUACCUGGCGAUCAGUGGAAGUUCUAUGCGCCUUGGGGCCUCUCGGAUAUCUUCAAGUUGACAGUCCGCCCCAAUCCGGUGAUUAUGACGCGGGCGGCAUACGAGAAGAAAGUGUCUCGGUGGCGCGGUCUGUGGCCAGAAUUGACUGUCGUCCCCUGGCCGGAAGCAACACCGGAAGUCGGUCAUGCUGAAGAGUGA
Messenger RNA from Phaeoacremonium minimum UCRPA7, 630 nucleotides. RefSeq names its product putative fad binding domain protein. The transcript has a single exon. The record is from RefSeq and is a predicted model, not a curated record. The coding region runs from base 1 to 630 and encodes 209 amino acids. NCBI's taxonomy places the organism in Eukaryota, Fungi, Ascomycota, Sordariomycetes, Togniniales, Togniniaceae.